Molecule: messenger RNA, 4170 nt
Organism: Esox lucius (northern pike)
Lineage: Eukaryota; Metazoa; Chordata; Actinopteri; Esociformes; Esocidae
Gene: fbxl19
Product: zf-CXXC and PHD_FXL19 domain-containing protein
Exons: 11
Coding region: 816-3380 (854 amino acids)
Biological process (GO): regulation of transcription by RNA polymerase II; protein demethylation
Molecular function (GO): zinc ion binding; histone demethylase activity; DNA binding
Source: RefSeq, a predicted model, not a curated record
AAUACCGUAGAAUUUACUCGUGACGUACUGAAGGGGAGGGGCGACAUUUUUUCUUCCCAUAUUUUAUUAUAUUUAUUUAUUUCAUUUUUUCGAGACAAAAAUGGAGAACGAUGGCCAUAUGUCUUACCAAGAGCAUACGGACGAUUAAACGUGUCUUCGAUUUGUAGUAGCAGGCUAGCUGACAGAGCUAAUGAAAAAAACCCACAAAACAAGAAUCACACAAUAGAAAACGAGAACAAUAGCCACCCUCACCCGUGUAUUCAGAGUUGCUCUUUCAUUUUGACCAAUACUGCUGGAAUUUACAACGAAAGCCGCAGCAGGCACUUCAGCUGUGAAAUAUUAUUUAUUUUUUCACAUGACGCUUUCUGUCGAAAUCAUGUGCCAUUUUGCAUGCUUUGAUUGAAGACCUCAAGAACACGUUGGAAGACGUAUGAGAGACCAAGACAAGAAACGAGGAGAGGGGUCAAAGAAAGGAGUGAAUGGCACAAACAACGCUCUGUGUUGCGUCUAGAAAUGCAUUGUUAUCUACCCAUUUGGCAACCCUUUACAUCUGACAACAUUCAUCUAGAGUAGAGAACACGGGCAAGGAGGUAAAAGCUAGCACCUUGCUAGCUAGCAAUUCGUGUAACAACAUGGAACGCAUGUGAACGUGCCCGGCGGGACCCAGAAUCAUCAAGGAAAGGCUGCAGGAGAAAGAAACAAGGAAGCGAUCCUACAGCUAUAUCAAGGCUAGCUAGCUAACUGUUGGCUAAUAUUAUUUCUAAUGCGCGACCAAGGAGUAUGCGACUCGAUACCAAGAGUUGACUGCAGACGGGAUGUCAGGCAGUAAGGCUCUGGGCGGGGCGCGGCGGCGGCGGACGCGGUGCCGGCGCUGCCAGGCCUGCAUGCGGACCGAGUGCGGAGAGUGCCACUUCUGCAAGGACAUGAAGAAAUUCGGCGGGCCGGGGAGAAUGAAGCAGUCCUGUCUGCUUCGACAGUGCACGGCGCCGGUGUUGCCCCACACGGCGGUCUGCUUCUCCUGCGGGGAGGCUGGGAAGGAGGACACGGUGGACUCGGAGGAGGAGAAGUUCAACCUCUGUCUCAUGGAGUGCACCAUCUGCAAUGAAAUCAUCCACCCCAGCUGCCUCAAGAUGGGUAAAGCAGAAGGCAUCAUAAACGACGAGAUCCCGAAUUGCUGGGAGUGUCCGAAGUGCCACAAGGAAGGCAAGACGAGCAAGGACGGGGGCGACGGCUCGGGGAAGAGGCGCAUGGACAACGGUGAGGUGGGCCGGUGGAAGCUGACUGACGAUCCUCCGCCCAGCAAAAAGAAGCCCCCCUCCUCUUCAGAGGAUGGGGGGCGGCAGGAUGGUCACAAGAGGAAGAAGGAGAAGGAGCAGCCACAAGAGAGCGGGCCUAAGAAGAAGAUGAAAGGAGCCCAUGAAAAACGCUUAAAAAAGAAACAGAAGCCCAACACAUCAGAGGCUCCUGAACCCAACGGGCCCAACUCCUCCUCCGGAGGCAGUCAGGGUUCCGGGGGGGGCUCCAACCCCACGCAGCCCCCCACCUCUACGGCCAGCCAGGACCAGCGCUCGCAUCACCGCGAGAAACUGGAGCGCUUCAAGCGCAUGUGCCAGCUCCUGGAGCGUGUCCGCGAGUCCAGCUCUUCGAGCUCGUCCAGUUCCGAGUCGGACUCGGAGUCUGAUUCCGACUCGCCCUCCGGUUCAGAUGGUCGGCGCGGUUCUGAGCCCGCCUCGCCUGUACCUGCAGCCUAUAGCAACAGCACCAGGGAGCGAAACCGGGAGCGGGACCGAGAGAGGGACAGGAGGCUGGCGGAGCUGGGCUUCAGCGCCAGCGAGGACUCUGAGGGAGAGGGUAGUGUCAAAGAGGAGGAGGAGGAGGCGGCGGUGGAGGAACAGGGGGUUGGAGAUAAACCCAGACGCAGGGGGGAGGGGCCUCCGCGAGGCCGCAAAGGGCUCACCACGGACGGAAACGAUGAGGAGAGCGGGGAGAGGAGUCGGAAAUCCACUCCCCUGCCCCCGCCCUCCCCUCUCUCCUCCACCCAGCCCCCACCCUCCACGGGCCACGGCCCCUCGCCUGUUUCCGAGGGCUUCUCUGGGAAGCGCAGCAACGGGUCUGAGACGCGCAACGGACGGACACGGGCUGGGGUUAGGGACCGGGAGACCCAGGAGAAGGAGAACGCCAACAACAGCGGAGGCGGAGUCUCGGUAGCCAACCACCGGCACGGCCCUGGAAAGGGUACCAAGGGCAACAAGAUCCGUAGCAACAAGCAAACGGGUUCCCAGCCGACGUCGAGGAACAGCGGCGGCAACUCCUCCGCCGCCGCCGCCACCACCACGUCCAACGGUGGAGGGGGUGGGCUGCUGAGCCCGGGCAACAACGCGUCCGGGGGCAUGUCAGCCCUCGCCGCCUCCCCCCGCACGCAGCCGUCCCGGAUGGCCCCGCGCUCGCAGAUGAUGAAGCGCAGCCCCCCCGCGGUGCCCUCGCCCCCCCGGCCGGUGCAGAUGGAGCGGCACCUGGUGCGACCGCCGCCUGCCUGCCCUGAGCCCCACUGCCUGCCCCUGGACGGAGGCUCCUCCCACGUGAUGCCCCGCGACGUCUGGCUACGCGUCUUCCAGCACCUUAGCCAGAGGGAGCUGUGCGUCUGCAUGCGGGUCUGUCGGACGUGGAGCCGCUGGUGCUGUGAUAAGAGGCUGUGGACUCAGAUUGACCUGAGCCGGCAGCGGUCCAUCACCCCUCCUAUGCUGAGUGGUAUAAUCCGCAGGCAACCGGUCUCCCUUAACCUGGGCUAUACCAACAUCUCCAAAAAGCAGCUCAUGUGGCUUAUUAACCGCCUACAAGGUCUGCUGGAGCUGAACGUGUCAGGCUGUCCUUGGUCAUCUGUGUCAGCCCUCUGCCAGGCAGCUUGUCCCUGUCUGCGUCUGCUCGACCUCAGCCGCGUGGAAGACUUGAAGGACUCUCACCUGAGGGAGCUGCUGGCUCCCCCUGCAGACACCCGGACAGCUCAUGGAGAGAGCAGAGGUGGGAGGUUCCAGAAUGUUACUGAGCUGAGAUUGGCCGGACUGGACUUGACAGAUGCCACGUCCCGCCUUUUGGUGCGCUACAUGCCCCACUUGACCAAGCUGGACCUGAGUCAGUGUGGCAACAUCACGGACCAGACCAUUCACACGCUGACCUCCCACAUGUCUCCCCUGAAGGAGAGCCUCACCCAUGUCAACCUGGCAGGCUGUGUGAAGGUGACGGAGCAGUGCCUGCCCCUCUUGCGCCGCUGUGCCUCCCUGCAGAGCGCCGACCUGCGCUCCUGCACUCUGCUCACUCCGGAGGCCUGUCAGCUCCUCUCUUUUCCUUCCCCUGACGACAGAGUGCUGCUUAAGAACAGCUAAGGACCUGGAACACCCCCAUCCCGUUACCCCCCCCCCCCCCUUUUACCACCACACUACAGAGAUCUGGAGCAGGAGCCGUGCAAGUGGAAGGGCAGAAGAGGAAAUAAGAGGACCAUGGACCUUUGCCUACCUUUCUCUGGGUCAACUUCUUUAUCAAUGGACAUCUUUUGUGGGGGGGGGGGGGGGUUCGCAUGUACAUAUUCGGUAUCUGUACAAUAGGUGUGUGUAUAUAAAUGUAGUUUACUGUAAAUGAUCCGUUCUCCGUCUCUGGCCCUUACCUCCCUCCAUCACUCCAACCCCGACCCAACCUUGGAACACGCGAUUAUCCAGCCAACAUGUGUAAAGGCGCCACCGUAUUGAACUAGCAUAAUUUGCACUCCAUAGUCAAAAGCUUGUGACGGACUAAUUGCUCUUUUGUGGCGUCUGACUACGAAGAAUGUAUCCAAUGCCAGAGGCUAUGCCCUAUCGGAAGCCGUUUAAUGUAAAGACGGAUACUGGGCUGGUGUGUGCGUGCGUGCGUGCGUGUGCGUGUGUGUGUCUCUGUAAGUAUGUUUGGGAGAUGUAAACAGUGUUAAAUGUGACAAUUGGAGAGCUAGAGAGAGAAAGAAAUGGCGAUGUGCCCAGUGUCUGUUUACUUUACUCCUAAGCUUUCUGCUGCCCUCUAUCUUUCGGGGAAGGAGGGGGGGGGUAAAGGACAUUCAAGGUCCUACAUAUCCUGUUUAAUGGCCGAGAGCCCAGAACUUCUACCCCCGACCACCGCACUCCAGUAAAAACCCCAACCUACCCCAUC